AAGCAACGUUGCGCAUAAAUAUCGGGUAACAAUAACAAAAUAUCCACAUACUAUGGAAACCCUAGCUAAAAGUAGAGGAUCAACACAUUCACCGCUCCUCCUCUCAUAACAAAUUCAUCAAAUUAUUGUAUGAAAUAAAAUAUAUAAAAAGUACUUACUAAAUUAGUAUUUUUUUUUUUAACAAAUUGUUUGGUUCUUAGAACAAGAACUUUCCGGGUGGUAGGCACCCUAAGCUCUAUCGCUAUCAUUAGAAAAAGUCCAACAAACCUUUAUAAACCAAGAUAACCCAAACUUGUUGAUUGUGAUUGGGUUUUCCAAAAUGAAUGAGCGAUUGGAGUGCUCUCCAUCGCUUAAACACAAGCUUAAACACACAUUAUUAUGUGGCUGUUUCAAGCAUCAUUCUGCCGACUACGACCACUUGCCUGAUGACGCCUCCUCCGCCUUCCACCACCAACACAAUAAUCACCGCCUCACUCGAACCUCCUCUGCGGGUGGGGGUGAGGGUAGUGGCAGGAUGAGAUCAUCAAGGUCUGAAGAGUUUUUGAAUUUAAAACAUAAAUGUCGCAGUCUCAUGAUCAGGAUGGGGACGAGCACCCCACGUGGUCAACAUCAUAGGAAAUCUCAAUCUACGGAUUUUCGUUACGACCCUCUUAGCUAUUCUCUCAACUUCGAUGAGGAUGAUACUCUUGUUGAUGAUUAUCCCUAUCGAAACUUCUCUGCUAGGUUGCCGCCGUCGCUGCCUCCGGAUCCUCCAACAAGGUCCAUUUCUGAUGGGGCGCUCGAUAUGGCCGCAUCUUCCCAUCAGGAUGAAACAUCUUCUACGUCUACGACCCUCAGCACUCUUCCACCGGCCAGGGUCAUCACAGCGUACAGCUAAAUUUUAUUUAUUUUAUUUUUUUACAAGUUUUGGUUAUAUUGCAAUAUAAAGUUACGUUGUUGAUCUAUAGGAUUAAUUUGUUUUGGUUCUAUAGGAAAAAGGAAAUGAUAUACGUGUGUUGACUUUUUUUUUUUAAUUACAUCAUUUACAUGGGAUUUUAUUCAAUAUGCGUGGACAGAAUUAUGAUUUAAUAAUGGGUUUUAUCAAUAUAUAGAUGGUAUGUCAUCAA
This is a messenger RNA of Chenopodium quinoa (quinoa), 1106 nucleotides long. RefSeq lists its product as uncharacterized. The transcript has a single exon. NCBI's taxonomy places the organism in Eukaryota, Viridiplantae, Streptophyta, Magnoliopsida, Caryophyllales, Amaranthaceae. The record is from RefSeq and is a predicted model, not a curated record. Bases 320 to 877 code for a protein of 185 amino acids.